AUGACUACACAUCAGAUGAAAAAAAGUCAUAUAGUCUCUCAGCCUGAAGAAGCACCUCCCCCUGAGGAAUCAAGUGGCGAUAAGGAGACUACAACCAAGCAAAGUGACCAAGCACCCCUUCGUGAUGAACUACUUAACAGCACACACAAGUUCCUUGGAGUGGUCAAUACAACGAUACAACAGCUUCAAGCUCAAGAUGACAUUGCGCUGCAUAUUCCUGACAUAGACAUGGAGAAUGAUGUCAAUAACCUGAUGGUCAAUUCAGAGCUGGUAGACGAGUUGGAGCAGUGUGUAAUGAACUGGAAGACUCAGCUUGACACUGUCAUGGCGGAGCAAGAUGGCAAGAAGCCACAGACACCUAGUCCGAUGGCAGAAAUCAUUUUUUGGCAGGAGCGGUCCUCCAUCCUCAGUGCUUUGACAGCAAAGCUUAAUCAACCAUCGGUAAAGAAGAUUUUGCUUGUAUUGAGCAAAGCACAGGCAGGUAUUGUUCCUUCUAUGGAGGCUGCAGUGGCUAAACUGGUUAAAUACAAUUUGGAGGCAGAUGAAAACGUACGCUUCCUCAAGACACUGGAAAGGCAUUUCAAGAAUCUGGCUACCGGAGCACACUUUAGUGUGAUCCUGGAGACCAUCCCACCUCUGAUGAACAGUUUACAAGUUGUGUGGUUAAUUUCAUGCCACUAUAACAGGAAUGAUCGUAUGGUUCCUUUAAUGGAGCGCAUUGUUUGGCAACUGUCUGAGCGGGUGGCUCAAGUAGUUGAUCUCAGUGUGCUGUUCAAGGGUCAAAGAGAGAUGGCGAAAUCCAAGGUGGAUGAUGCGAAGCGUGUUCUAGAAUUGUGGAAGUCCACUUACUUUGAAGUCCGCCAGGAAAUUGAAAAAGGAGGCACUGGAAAACGCUGGGAGUUUGAUAAGAGAAAGCUGUUUGAGAAAAGUGAUUACAUGGCUGCCAUCUGCCUGGACUUGUCCAAUGUUUUGCAUAAUUUAGAAGAAUUUUACAACAUUUUCAGCCCAGAAUUAAAAAGUGUCACCUGGGACCCGAAACGUUUUGAUGAAAUACAGGUCAAAGUCGACAACCUCAUCCUGCCUUUUGAGGAAAUCAAUUUCGAUCCUUUCAGUAGUUGUAAGAUUAGCAGCUGGAAAAUCAUAAUGCAGAACUUUAACGGUACAGUUUGUGCCAUUGAGAGGGAGAUAAUUGCCUUUAUUGACCAGUCCUUCAAGACUCUGCGCUCUUCAACUGCUGCGUUUGAAAUGCUGGUUAAAUACAAUGACAUUCGCUCCAGACCGGCCAUCAAUAAUCAUUUGAUGAAAAAGACUAAUGAUGUUCUGGCACAGUAUUGCAAAGAGGUGGACAGUAUUAACGAAAUCUUUGAGGAAAAGAGAGACAAACCACAAAUCAAUAAGAACGAGCCUCCCUUAGCAGGAGGUGUUAGAUGGACGCAUUCACUUUUUCAGCGUAUAAAAGGUGGCAUGCUUCCUCUCCUGACAAUGCCAAAUUUGUUGGAAUCUGAAAUGGGCAAAUUGGCGAGGAACAAAUACUUGGAAAUGGCAAAAAAAAUAAGCGACUACGGCGUUAAGAAGUAUAAGUCAUGGGUCACUGAGACUGAACGCAACUUGCCAUUGUUAUUGAAAAAACCUGUCUUAGUCAUAAUUUCGAAGGAAAGCCAACGCGAGCUGGUAUCCAAGCCUGAUAUCAAGGGACAAAAGGAUAGGCGAUACCGUGUAAACUUUCCACCAGAGAUUUUCACGACGAUCGCUGAAACAAAAAACUUGGUUUCAAUGUCUUUCUCCAUGCCCGAGGUGGCUCGAAACGUGUGUCUACAGGAGGCCAACUUUAUAAGGUACAGUGAAGAUCUUCAUAAACUUGUCAACCGCUACAACUCUACAGUUGAUAGUCUGGGUGACGCAAAGAUCGCCAUGUUGUCUCAGAACAUCAAAAGGGUUGAAACGAUCCUAUUUCCGGCAUGUAAAAGACUGAACUGGAAUUCCUUGGCAAUUACAGAUUUCAUCAAUAAUGGAAACCCGGAGCUCUCAAAAUUCGAGACUGUUGUCAGUCAAAUUGUGAACAACGAGCUUGAUAUUGAAUUAAAGUUGCAAUCCAUCAUGACGGCAGAUCUCCUGAAAUGCCCUGCUCCGAGUCGGGCAGAAAUGUUACCAAGUAUCAGAGAGUUUUAUGAAUGCAUUGAUCGAGAACGUAUCAAGUCAAUCAAUUUGUUGAGAAGCAAAUAUGCUGACAUUGGACCAGUCAUAUCUAAGGUGGAACACUUGAUCAUGGAAACGAACACCGGCAAGUGCCAUAGUAUGUCAAAUUACUAUGCAUACUGGGAAGGCAAGGUGCAUGACGCUCUUAUUAACAUGGUGCUCAGGAACAUUAAAGCCUUCGAUGCUGUACUGGAUGGGAACGUCCCUCUUUUCCGUGUUGAUGCCAUCCUUUCUCCCCCCAAAAUUAUGUUGCAGCCCAAAACAAAUGAGAUCUCCCGAACACUUGUGCAAUGUAUCAAAGAGUGUGUCGAAAGCACUAAAGAAUUUGUGCGUUGGAUGAGUGGAAGCUGCAUUGAGUGCCCUCCACAACACGUGGGUGGAGAUGACAUGGUGACUUUUAGCUUCUUUGAGGACAUUUGUCAGCAUCCUCAAAUUAACGAAACCGCCCUCACCGUAUCGCAAAAUAUUCAACAGUUAAUGCUUUCCGUAGAACAGUACCUUACCCACUGGAAACAAUACCAGCCCCUGUGGGAAAAGGAUAAUGCCACAAUCUGUGAAAAGUUUGCAGAUAAAAACCCAUCAUGUGCCAUGUAUGAUCAAAGGCUGCUAUUCUAUGCUCAAAUAAAUCAGAAGGUGGUACUGGAAUCUCUUUAUAAGAAUAUACACGUUGUUCAACUGAACCUGGAGCCCCUGUGCCGCACGGUGCAGGAGACUGCAGAGACCUGGAUCUGUUCACUUGGGAGUUUGCUCAACAAAUCAGCCAAAGAAGAACUUUUCAACUUAAAAGAGGAACUCAUGGAACUCUCAGAGAAGCUUAAACAGACUCCUGACACCUUUGAGAACUUGAAGAAUGUCCUUGGCACUAUCUCAGACAUUAGGGACAUGUCUUUGAAUGUGAAAUUGAGUAUAAUGGAUAUUCAGGAAAGAUACAGAACACUGGCUAUGUACAAAGUGGAGGUGGCAGAGGAGGAAAAGGAACUCAUGGAAAAUAUUGACCAGAUUUGGGAUGACCUCUUCACUGAAUCCAAACGAGUGGAUCGGAGUCUAACAAAUGUCAAAGUGACAUUUAAACAGACUACCAGGGAGAUGACUGAAGAGUUUCAGCAGCAUUUGUCCGUCUUUGUUGAAAACUUUAAUACGGAUGGCCCCGGAGCUGUCGGAGAGGAUUUAGAUGAAGGCUUAUCAAAAAUGGAGCAAUAUGAAGCUGAGCUUGCCAAGGCAGUGGAGGGUCGCCAGGACCUAGCUAAUGCCGAGAAGCUGUUGGACCUACCCAUCACUGUUUAUCCGGAGAUUAUCAGCAUACAAAAAGACAUGAAUGGCUUCAGGCUCAUAUAUGUCAUCUAUCAAGAACAAAAGGCUGCAAAGAAUAAGUGGUCUACGACGUUGUGGGCAGAUUUAAAUAUUCAAUUGCUCCAGGAGGGAGUUGAAGGAUUUAUCAAAGAUUUGAAAAAGUUGCCCAAAGAUGUGCGAUCACUACCAAUGGCCAUCAUCCUAGAGGGCAGGCUGAAGCAAUUCAGAGAUUCACUUCCUCUUCUGUUAGAUCUAAAGAAUGAAGCUCUGAGAGAAAGACACUGGAAGGAAUUAAUGGAUCGGACCGGUACGAGCUUUGAGAUGAACCCUAGCACUUUCACUCUUGAGAACAUGUUUGCAAUGGAGCUCCACAAAUACGCUGACGUCAUUGGUGAAAUUGUUACUUCAGCUUCAAAAGAGCUUGGAAUAGAAAAGGGAGUUAAGGAGGUGGUAGAAACCUGGGGAAACAUGAAUUUCAUUAUAAUACCUUAUAGUAAAGGUGCCCAUCAACAGUGUUGGGUCUUGGGUGCAGUGGAUGAAAUCAUGUUGAUUGUGGACAAUGAUGCCAUGAAUUUGCAGAGCAUGGCUGGGAGUCGUUUUGUUGGACCCUUCCUAACCACCAUACAACAAUGGGAGAAAGAUCUGUCUCUUGUCAGUGAGACAAUAGAGGUUUGGUUGCAGGUACAACGGAAAUGGAUGUACUUGGAGAGCAUAUUCAUUGGUGGAGAUAUCUCUUCACAGUUACCAGAGGAAGCCAAAAAAUUUGACAUCAUUGACAAAAAAUUUAAAGACAUAAUGAACGAUGCACAGGCCAAUCCAAACAUUAAGCGUUGUUGCGUGAUUCCUAACCGGCUAAUGGACCUGCAGACCCUCAGUGAGAACCUCGAGAGGUGCCAGAAGAGUCUAAACGAUUACUUAGAUUCUAAGCGAGACGCAUUCCCUCGCUUUUUCUUCAUCUCUGACGAUGAGCUGCUCAGCAUUCUGGGGAGUAGUCACCACGAGUGUGUGCAGGAACAUAUGAUAAAGAUGUACGAUAACAUCGCUUCACUGCGAUUCGAUUCGGAGAGCAGUGGGGAAACAUCAGCAGGUGCCAUGGUUUCCGCUGAGGGUGAAGUGAUGGAGUUUCAAAAGGCUGUUCCGAUUAAAGGAAGGGUAGAAGAAUGGAUGACAGUAGUCCUACAUGAGAUGCGGAGAACUAAUCGAUUAAUCACCAAGGAAGCCAUCUUUCGCUACUGUGAAGAUAGAGGCAGGGUGGACUGGAUGUUGCUGUUCCAGGGCAUGGUGGUCCUGGCUACAAAUCAAGUCUGGUGGACAUGGGAGGUGGAGGAUGUCUUUAAUAACUUGAAACUAGGACAAAAAUAUGCUCUUAAGAACUAUGCCACAAAAAUGCACCAGCAGAUUGAUGAGUUGGUAACACGUACAAUGCAACCUUUGAAGAAAAAUGACAGACGAAAGAUCAACACUGUUCUGAUCAUCGAUGUCCAUGCAAGAGACAUCGUAGACAGCUUUGUCCUAAACAGUAUAACAGAUGCUGAGGAGUUUGAGUGGGAAAGCCAAUUAAGAUUCUACUGGGUUGCGGACGAAGACAAUCUUGUCGUGCGUCAAUGCAGUGCAACUUUUAGUUAUGGCUAUGAAUACAUGGGGUUGAACGGUCGAUUAGUUAUAACCCCGCUGACGGACAGGAUCUACCUCACAAUCACACAGGCUCUCUCCAUGUUCCUGGGUGGUGCGCCUGCUGGCCCAGCUGGUACUGGAAAGACGGAGUCCACCAAAGAUUUGGCUAAAGCUUUGGGCUUACUCUGUGUGGUCACUAACUGUGGUGAAGGCAUGGACUACAUGGCUGUGGGAAAGAUCCUCUCAGGCCUGGCCCAAUGUGGAGCCUGGGGUUGCUUUGAUGAAUUUAACCGUAUUGAUGCCUCAGUCCUUUCAGUUAUCUCGUCACAAAUCCAAACCAUCCGCAAUGCUCUCAUUCUUUACCUUAAAGUAUUUAAUUUCGAAGGCCACGAGAUAACUCUGGAUAGCCGAAUCGGAAUCUUCAUUACCAUGAACCCGGGCUACGCAGGACGCACGGAGCUGCCCGAGUCAGUCAAAGCUCUCUUCAGGCCCGUUGUUGUGAUUGUGCCUGACUUGCAACAAAUUUGCGAGAUUAUGCUCUUUUCUGAGGGAUUCCUAAUGGCCAAGGUCCUUGCGAAAAAGAUGACUGUGCUUUAUAAAUUGGCUCGAGAGCAGUUGUCCAAGCAGUCUCAUUAUGACUUUGGCCUGCGAGCUUUGAAAUCUGUCUUAGUGAUGGCAGGAGAACUGAAGAGAGGCUCACCAGACAUUACAGAGGAUGUGGUAUUGAUGCGAGCCCUGAGGGAUAUGAAUCUGCCAAAAUUUAUUUUUGAAGACGUUCCUCUGUUCCUCGGCCUGAUCUCGGACCUUUUUCCAGGGCUGGAAUGCCCUCGCGUUCGCUAUCCCAACUUCAACGAUGCUGUCGAGGGCAACCUGGAAGACAACAAAUAUAUCUUGCUGCCCAUCCAGGUGGAUAAAGUGGUGCAGAUGUAUGAAACAAUGAUGACACGACACACAACUAUGAUAGUGGGUCCAACAGGCGGAGGCAAAUCGGUUGUAAUCAGCACUUUAUGUCAAGCUCAGACAAAAUUGGGAUUUCACACCAAAUUAUAUCCCCUGAACCCCAAAGCUGUGAGUGUCAUUGAACUAUAUGGUAUCCUGGAUCCUGACACUAGAGACUGGACGGAUGGGGUCUUAUCCAACAUCUUCCGUGACAUCAAUAAGCCUACUGACAAACAAGAAAGGCGAUAUAUCCUGUUUGAUGGGGAUGUAGAUGCUCUGUGGGUUGAGAACAUGAAUUCUGUAAUGGAUGACAAUAAGCUCCUCACUCUAGCUAAUGGAGAACGAAUUCGUCUCCAAGGUCACUGUGCCCUGCUUUUUGAGGUUGGAGACCUCCAAUAUGCUUCCCCUGCCACUGUCUCCCGCUGUGGAAUGGUUUACGUUGACCCCAAAAACUUGAGAUACUCCCCGUACUGGAAGAAGUGGUUGACUGACAGACCUGCCAAAGAACAAGAACAACUUGAUGGAUUAUUUGAAAAGUAUGUACACAGCUUGAUUGAUAUGAUUGUGGAAGGUAUUGUUGAUGGGAAACAAGGACAGAAACUGAAGACCGUCGUCCCUCAGACUGACCUAAAUAUGGUGUCCCAACUCUGCAUGACUCUUGAUGCUCUACUUGAAAAUGAGAACUCAGAUCCUUCAGUCUUGGAGUGUUACUUCUUAGAAGCUUUGUACUGCUCUCUGGGGGCAACGUUGGUGGAUGAUGGAAGAGAGAAAUUUGAUGAUUUAGUCAAAAAACUUUCUGAAUUAAGGACUGUGAAUGAUGACAAAAAGCUGGCAGGACCCGGUGAAAUUCCAGGAAACCUUCCGACACUAUAUGAUUUCCAUUUUCAUGAAACCAAGCAGAAGUGGGUUCCCUGGACGUCCCUGGUCACUAAAUACGUCCACAAUCCUGAAAUGAAGUUUGUUGAUAUUCUGGUCCCCACUGUGGACACCACGAGAACCAGCUGGCUAUUGGAACAGAUGGUGAAGAUAAAAAGAUCGGUGCUUUUGGUUGGAGACUCUGGAACCUCCAAAACUGCGACCAUUAGUAACUUUCUAAAACACUUAAGUGGGGAUUCAAAUAUUACUUUGACCAUCAACCUUUCAUCCAGGACAACGUCAAUGGAUCUCCAGAGAAACCUGGAGGCCAAUGUAGAGAAACGGACUAAGGAGAUAUACGGUCCUCCAAUGGGCAAGAGACUGUUGGUGUAUAUAGAUGACAUGAAUAUGCCAAAGGUGGAUAGCUAUGGCACACAGCAGCCUAUCGCACUGCUGAAGCUGUUAUUGGACAGGGGGGGCAUUUACGACCGAGGGAAGGAGCUCACCUACAAAACCCUCAAGGACCUCGGCUUCAUUGCUGCCAUGGGGAAGGCAGGAGGCGGCAGGAACGAGGUGGAUACCCGUUUCGUUUCACUCUUCAGUGUCUUCAGCAUCCCGUUCCCUGAAGUAGAGUCUCUUCACCUGAUCUAUUCCUCAAUUCUCAAAGGCCACACCAAAAAUUUUGAGGAUGUGGUACAGAAGCUUUGUGAUAAAGUCACCUUCGCCACACUGGAACUGUACAACAGCCUUGUCAAAGACCUGCCACCUACUCCGGCAAAGUUCCACUACAUCUUUAACCUGCGAGAUCUAUCGAGGGUCUACAAUGGACUGACACUCACUACGCCACAAAAAUUUGCGACAGCCAGUAUAUUUGUUCGGGUUUGGCGAAACGAGUGCUUGAGAAUUUUGCACGAUCGUCUCAUUGAUGAAAAAGACAAAGCCUAUGUUCAAGGCAUUAUAAAGAACCUAGUUGAAGAAAAUUUCAAGGCAAACAUGGAUGAUGUUAUGAAAGACCCUGUUCUUUUUGGAGAUUACAAAAAUGCCCUGAGUGAGACAGAACCGAGAUUAUACGAGGAUUUAAAUGACUUUGAGGUUUCAAAAAACCUGUUUCAGGAGCUACUAGAGGAAUACAAUGAUAGAAUGUCGAGGAUGAACCUGGUACUUUUUGAUGAUGCUCUGGAACAUCUGACUCGUGUGCACCGCAUCAUCCGCAUUGAUCGUGGACAUGCUCUGCUUGUGGGUGUUGGAGGCUCAGGCAAGCAGUCCAUCACCAAGCUUGCUUCCUUCACGGCUGAUUGUCAGAUUUUUGAAAUAACACUCAGCAGAGGAUAUUGCGAGUCAACCUUUCGUGAUGACUUGAAAACAUUGUAUCUGAAGCUUGGCAUUGAAAAUACGAGGACCGUUUUUCUCUUCACUGACGCUCACGUUGCGGAGGAAGGUUUUUUGGAACUCAUCAACAACAUGCUUACAUCAGGUAUUGUUCCCGCCUUGUUUCCGGAUGAUGAGAAAGAAGCAGUUCUCAACCAGCUUCGUGAAGAGGCUCUCCAAAAUGGAUCGGGUCCUUCUAAAGACAGCGUUUGGCAGUAUUUUGUCAAUAAGAGUGCCAGCAAUCUGCACAUCGUUUUAGGCAUGUCUCCCGUAGGGGAUACCCUGAGAACACGCUGUAGAAACUUUCCAGGACUGAUGAACAAUACUGUCAUUGAUUGGUUCUUGCCAUGGCCUCCACAGGCUCUACUUGCUGUAGCUGAGUCUUUCCUCGGUGAAAGUGAGAUGAUCCCGAAGGAACACGCUCCAGCUGUUAUUGAGCAUGUCUGCAUGGUCCAUAAAUCUGUUGGAGAAUACAGCAUACUGUUCCUGCAAAAACUUCGACGUGCCAAUUUUGUUACCCCAAAGAACUACUUGGAUUUCAUAAGCACAUAUUCAGUCCUCCUACGAGACAAGGACCAAUAUAUUCUGGGGCAAUGCAAACACCUCGAGGGAGGAUUGGAUAAAUUGAAGGAAGCCACUAUACAACUAGACGAACUUAACAUCAAACUGGCAGAGCAGAAGGUGGUCCUUGCAGAAAAGUCCACAGCCUGUGAGACCAUGCUGCUGGAGAUUGCUUCCAACACCACUGUGGCUGAGGAGAAAAAGACAUUGGCAGAAGACAAAGCUACAGAAAUUGAAGAGCAAAACAAGGUGAUUGCGGUUGAAAAGGCCGAAGCAGAAACUUCCCUUGCUGAAGCUCUGCCAGCAUUAGAAGCAGCUCGCAUUGCUUUACAAGACCUGGAUAAAUCUGAUGUCACAGAGAUCAGAUCCUUUGCAAAGCCGCCCAAGCAGGUGCAAGUGGUGUGUGAGUGUAUUCUGGUACUGUGUAAGAAAAAAGAAAUUAGCUGGCAGGCGGCUAAAGCGAUGAUGUCAGAUCCUGGCUUUCUGCGUUCGCUGAUGGAGAUGGACUGUGAUGCCAUAGGUCCCAAUCAGGUCAAGACUGUCAAAGGCUUCCUGAAAGCCCUUGGGACCAGCCUUGAGGAAAUGCAAUCCAUCAGCAAAGCAGGUUCAGGAAUGUUCAAAUUUGUGGAGGCUGUCGUUGGUUACUGUGAAGUUGCCAGGGAGAUUAAGCCUAAAAGGGACAAAGUAGCGCGACUCGAAAGAAACUUCUUUCAGAGUAAGAAGGAGCUGGAAUGCAUUCAAAGUGAGCUUAGUGAUAUCCAGAGGGAGCUGAAAGCUCUUGGCGACAAAUAUCAAACUGCUAUAGCGGAGAAACAGACACUACAAGAGGAGGCAGAGCUCAUGGAAAGAAGACUAAUAGCUGCUGACAAACUUAUCUCAGGUUUGAGCUCUGAGAAUGUGAGGUGGACACAGGACUUAGAGGGGUUAAAGCAGAGGCGUGUGCGUCUUUUGGGAGACUGUCUACUCUCUGCUGCCUUCCUGAGCUACGAAGGAGCUUUCAGCUGGGAAUUCAGGAAUGAGAUGGUAUACCAAACAUGGGUUGAAGACGUAAAGGAGAGAGGCAUUCCCUUGAGCGAGCCUUUUAAAGUGGACAACUUACUAACGGAUGAGGUGGAAAUCAGCAGAUGGGGCUCAGAAGGAUUACCCCCAGAUGAACUUUCAGUGCAAAAUGGAAUCCUCACAACAAGAGGCAGUCGUUUCCCAAUGUGUAUCGAUCCCCAACAACAAGCCCUCAACUGGAUUAAGAAGAAGGAGGCAAGCAACAACCUCAAGGUCUCAUCUUUUAACGACCCAGACUUCCUGAAACAGCUCGAAAUGGCCAUUAAAUACGGAUUCCCAUUCCUUUUCCAAGAUGUGGAUGAGUACAUUGACCCUGUGAUUGAUAAUGUUCUGGAGAAGAAUUUGAAAGGAGCUGAGGGCAGGCAGGUUCUCAUGCUCGGUGACAAAGAGGUGGACUAUGAUCCUAACUUCAGACUUUACCUCAACACCAAACUCGGAAACCCUAAAUUUUCUCCAUCUGUGUUUGGAAAAGCCAUGGUUAUUAAUUAUACUGUGACGCUUAAAGGUCUGGAGGACCAAUUGCUCAGUGUUAUAAUGGGCUUUGAGAAGAAGGAGCUAGAAGAGCAGCGUGAGUUUUUGAUCCAGGAGACAAGCGACAAUAAGAAGCUGCUAAAAAACCUUGGUGACACUCUGUUGAGAGAGCUGGCCACGUCCACCGGCAACAUGUUGGAUAACACAGAGCUGGUCUACACAUUAGAGGAAACCAAGUCCAAAUCUAGUGAGGUAUUUGAGAAACUUAAGUUGGCUGUCACAACAUCAGUGGACAUUGAUGUGCUCCGAAACGGGUAUCGACCUGCUGCCAAGCGCGGUGCCAUUUUGUUUUUUGCGCUGACGGAAAUGGCUUUGGUCAACAGCAUGUACCAGUAUUCUCUUGCCUCUUAUUUGGAAGUGUUUGACUUUUCCUUGCGCAAGUCUCUACCAAAUGCAAUUCUGACAAAAAGACUGACAAACAUCAGGAAUGGUCUGACGUACAAUGUUUAUAAUUAUGGUUGCACAGGGCUGUUCGAAAAACAUAAACUUCUCUUCUCGUUUAACAUGACCAUCAAGAUUGAGCAAGCAGAAGAUCGAGUACCGCAGGAGGAAUUGGAGUUUUUCAUUAAAGGUAAUUUGUCUCUGGAAAAGAGCGCACGCAAAAAGACUUGCAACUGGCUGCCUGAUGCUGGCUGGGAAGAUGUUGUGAAACUGUCCGAGCUUUUUCCUGGGCAGUUUGACUCUUUGCCUGAUGAUGUUAGCAGGAAUUCAGCAGAGUGGCAGUCAUGGUAUGACCUUGAUGCACCAGAGCAGGCACAGCUGCCAAUGAGAUAUGAUGAUAAGCUGACAGACUUUCAGAAACUUCUCCUGCUGCGAUGUUUCCGCGUUGACCGAGUCUACAGAGCCAUCACUGAUUAUGUCACAAUCACCAUGGGCGAGAGAUAUGUACAACCUCCUGUGAUCAGUUUUGAUGUUAUUUAUGAGCAAAGCACUCAGUACUCCCCCAUUGUCUUCAUCCUGAGUCCUGGCUCUGACCCUGGCGCUGACCUUAUGAAACUGGCAGACAGGAAUGGCUUUGGGAGCAAGUUCAAAUUCCUUGCUAUGGGUCAAGGCCAGGAGAAGGUUGCAUUGCACCUUCUGGAACUGGCAGCAGCUCGAGGUCAGUGGUUGAUGCUUCAGAACUGCCACCUGCUGGUGAAAUGGCUGAAAGAUUUGGAGAAGUGCAUCGAAAGGGUCACCAAACCUCACCCCAGUUUUCGUCUUUGGUUGACAACCAACCCUAUCGAUGACUUUCCUAUUGGCAUUCUUCAGAAGUCUCUUAAGGUUGUUACUGAGGCUCCGAAUGGCCUCAAACUCAACAUGAGAGCUACCUACUCUAAAAUCUCCCAUGAAACCAUGACUGGAUGCCCACACUCUGCCUUCCGCAGCCUGGUCUAUGUGCUGUCUUUCUUCCACGCUGUAGUGCAGGAGAGGCGCAAAUAUGGUAAGAUUGGCUGGAAUGUCCCCUAUGACUUCAGCGAGUCAGACUUCCUGGUGUGUUUGGAGAUCUUGAACACCUACCUGACAAAAGCUCAUAAACAAAAAGAUAGCAACAUCCCAUGGGGAAGUAUCAAGUACCUUAUCGGCGAGGUCAUGUAUGGAGGACGAGUCAUUGACAGUUUUGACCGCAGGAUACUCAAUGUCUACAUGGAUGAGUACUUCGGAGACUUCCUCUUUUAUGACUUUUGUCGGUUUCACUUCUUCAAAAACAAUGAUGUAGACUACAAGGUUCCACCAAAUGGACCUAAGACAGUUUAUAUUGAUGAGAUUGAGUCUCUGCCUUUGGCAAAUACCCCGGAGGUGAUGGGUCUUCAUUCGAAUGCAGAGAUAGGAUACUACACACAAGCAGCUAAAGACAUGUGGUUGCAUCUAAUAGACCUGCAACCCCAGACAGGUGAGUCUGGUGGAAGCAUCAGCAGGGAUGAAUAUAUAACUCAGGUCGCCCAGGACAUUCAGAACAAGUUGCCUGCAAUAUUUGACCUGGAUGUUAUCCGCAAGCAAUUUGGCACUGAGAUAUCCCCAACAUCAGUGGUGCUCCUUCAAGAACUAGAGCGCUUCAACAAGCUGGUGGUCCGCAUGAAGCGGUCUCUGGCUGAGCUGCAGAGGGCCUUGGCUGGUGAGGUGGGCAUGAGCAGUGAGUUGGAUGAAGUUGCCCGGGCCCUGUUUAAUGGUCAGAUCCCUUCUAUUUGGAAGAUGUUGGCACCUGACACACUGAAGUCCCUGGGCAACUGGAUGAUCCAUUUCAAAAGGCGAUUUGACCAAUAUAAAUCAUGGGUUGAUUCAGCAGAGCCAAAGGUCAUGUGGUUAUCAGGACUCCACAUCCCAGAAUCGUACCUGACUGCCCUAGUCCAAGCUGCAUGCAGAAAAAAUGGUUGGCCUCUGGAUCUUUCUACGCUUUACACUGAGGUGACCCGCUUCCGUGAAGAGGAACAAGUCAAUGAAAGACCUUCGCAGGGCUGUUUUGUCUGUGGUUUAUACCUGGAGGGAGCCGAUUGGGAUAUGGAGGAUGGCUGCUUGGUCAAGAGUAAACCAAAGGUUUUGGAAGUUCAGCUGCCCAUUCUCAGAGUCAUCCCCAUUGAGGCCCGACGGCUCAGGUUACAGAAAACGUUGCGGACCCCGGUGUACACCACAUCGUUACGGAGGAAUGCAAUGGGUGUAGGUUUGGUUUUUGAGGCUGAUCUCUUUACCACGGAGCACCUCUCUCACUGGGUGCUUCAGGGUGUCUGUUUAUCCCUCAAUACUGACUAA
Nerophis lumbriciformis (worm pipefish) is the source of this 13140-nucleotide messenger RNA. Lineage: Eukaryota; Metazoa; Chordata; Actinopteri; Syngnathiformes; Syngnathidae. The record is from RefSeq and is a predicted model, not a curated record.